Triticum turgidum subsp. durum (durum wheat) is the source of this 234-nucleotide messenger RNA. NCBI's taxonomy places the organism in Eukaryota, Viridiplantae, Streptophyta, Magnoliopsida, Poales, Poaceae. The record is from the annotation of a GenBank genome assembly.
AUGGCGUCAGAGAUGAGCACGGACAUGAAGUUCUCCGAAGAAGAAGUCGUCUCACACCCACGCAUUCUCGAAGGUGGGGGUGGGGGAUUUGGGUCCAUGAACAUGGACGAGUUCAUGAGCAACAUAUGGAAUGUCGAGGAAUUCCAAGCGGCCAUCGGUGUUGGCUUGGUGGGAAUGGAGGAGGCUCCUUUGGUGGGUGCUAGUGGAAGCGGAGGUGGCAGGGAUGCAGGAUGA